AUGGCUCAUGAUAAGCUAAGUGGCAGUCGGCCACUGGAGCACCUCAUCGUCGUCUGCUGUCAUGCAAUCUAUAUCGGAGGCCCCCGGAAGGGCGCCGACGAAAGUGAAUGGUUGAUUGAGCCUUUUCAGAAGGGAGAGACUCCGACCUUCAUCGAACAUGUCAAGGCCGGGUUGAGGAUUCUCGCAAAAGAUCCCUCGGCGUUGUUGAUGUUUUCUGGAGGUCCGACCAAGAAAUCAAGGACAGACCUGAGCGAGGGACGGUCAUACCAUAAUUUUGUAACAGAAAAUGACUUCUUUCAAGACGCGCCGGGUAUGGCCACAAUUGACUCGGGGAGAAUCAUCGCCGAGUGUCAUGCCACGGAUUCGUACCAGAACGUUCUGUUCUCAUUGCUACGGUUUCGAUUGCACACCGGCAACUACCCACGAAAUGUGACGGUGAUAACACAUGAAUUCAAGAGAGAUCGUUUCAUGAAAGCCCACUUCCCUGCCAUUGCAUUGCUUCCUCAUAUCCAGAGCGGGAAUCAGGGCGGCAUCAGUCGCCCUGUCAAAGUGAAAAUAGUUGGGAUCAAUCCGCCUGAAGAAAUCACUCCCCUCGAAUCUUUAAUCCAGGGAGAAACAUCGAGGGGAAUUGGCCUCUGGCAAAACGAUCUCUACGGAGUUGGCCAUGCGCUCGCUAGCAAACGUGAGCAGCGAGGCUGGUCGGCUGGAAUGGAAAUUGGACUUUUUGUCAACGUUGGUCUGGAGCCCGUUGUGGAGCAAUUAGUUUGCUGGCGUGGUGGAGCAGGAAACGAAUGGUUUUCAGGAAUAGCAGAAUUACCAUGGGUUUCCGACAAGCAGAUAAAUUGA
This is a messenger RNA of Penicillium macrosclerotiorum, 846 nucleotides long. RefSeq names its product DUF218 domain protein. The coding region runs from base 1 to 846 and encodes 281 amino acids. Gene Ontology annotation, cellular component: cytoplasm. Lineage: Eukaryota; Fungi; Ascomycota; Eurotiomycetes; Eurotiales; Aspergillaceae. The transcript is spliced from 4 exons. The record is from RefSeq and is a predicted model, not a curated record.